Suillus clintonianus is the source of this 603-nucleotide messenger RNA. RefSeq lists its product as uncharacterized. NCBI's taxonomy places the organism in Eukaryota, Fungi, Basidiomycota, Agaricomycetes, Boletales, Suillaceae. Bases 1 to 603 code for a protein of 200 amino acids. The transcript is spliced from 3 exons. The record is from RefSeq and is a predicted model, not a curated record.
AUGUCUCCUGUUACCGAGAUCGUCACGCUCAUCAGCAACCACGCGACGAAGACGACUUCCAACUUCCAGGAAGUUCUUGAGCUCUUGCGCCAGCCUACUUUUGAAGGCAUUCAAAAGAUGUACUGGGGUGACCGCGUCCAGCAGCCUGGGGUUAGGCAGUGGUUCAUCAAUUGGGACAGCCGUCCUCAGGGGUCAGAGUCGACAGCCGCAACAAUGGCACAGGUCAAAGAGAAGCUUGACGCGAUUACCGAAUCCCCACCGACGCGCAGGCUCGUCGCUUUCAAUCCCUUUCCGCCUACCAAAUGCUUUGCCGCGCCGUUCACAGAAGUCGUCAUCAGCACCAUUAAGCCUGAAACGGACCUGAACGCAUUCAACAAGGUAGUUGACGAAUCGCUGGAAGUGUGCCAUGACUUCAAGGGAUGCUACGGAACGGCGUGGGGAUACGUCGUUGAUGCAAGUGAAGUAGUGCUGUUGGUAGGAUGGGAAAGUCCAGAGCAUCAUGUUGCGUUUAUGAAGACAGAACCUGCCAGGAUAACAACAGCUCCUUACCUUGAGGGAGUAGAGGACUCGACCGUUUUCUACGUUCAGGCACAAGACGCGUAA